AAGGACCAUUUCCUAGUACACCCUCUUGUUUUGCACAGUCUGUUGUGUGAUAACAAUCACAGACAACUGUUAUCAUCAUGUACUGAGAUUGUGUUUUGUUAUUGUCUGUCUACAGCAAGCAGACAUGCGGAAGAUGAAUUCACCUAAAAUCAAGCUGUUGAGUUGAGUCCUAACUUCUCAACUAUGUUCUGAGAAGAAAGCAUCUUUCAUCCAAUAUAGCCUAAUGAUCAUUUUACAGAAGAACAGCUGAAGUUUUACUUCCACAUCUUAAUAUCUUCUCUAUGAGAAUGGAAGGCAAUCAGUCAUUAAAGUCCAGUUUGAACUCUUCCUACGUUCCUCCUGAUACCUCCUCCAUGCAUGAUGAAGAGGGUUCUGAGGGUGAGGACGUUGGGAGCGACGUCUCCCCUCUGCUCGGCCGGCACAAGCUGGCGGCCCGUCGCAGCCCGGAUGACUCUUACAAUAUGGUGUACAUCAUCUUUUUCCUGAUGGGUAUCGGCUCUCUGUUGCCCUGGAAUUUCUUCAUCACAGCCAAACACUACUGGCUGUACAAGCUGAGUAACAACACCAGCGCUGCAAGCCAUGAGGAAACUCACAAUGACCUCAGUGACUACUUUGAGAGUUAUCUUGCCAUCACUUCAACUGUUCCAUCAGUACUGUGUCUCAUCCUCAACUACCUCCUGGUUAACAGGUUUUCCUCUCAGGUCCGGAUCCUGGUGUCUCUGUUUUUGAUUUUGAUGGUGUUCGUUUUGACCACAGUGUUGGUGAAAGUGGACAUGUCUUGCUGUAGGAUGCAAUUCUUUGGGGUAACGCUGGCCAGUGUAGCGCUGAUGAGCGGGGCGUCCAACAUCUUCUCUGGCAGUGUGUUUGGUAUCAGUGGCCACUUUCCUAUGAGGAUAUCUCAAGCACUCAUAUCAGGUCAGGCUAUGGGCGGCACUAUAAGUGCAUUGGCAUCUAUAAUGGAUCUGGCGGUGGCCAGUGAUGUGACCAACAGUGCACUCUUUUACUUCCUUACCGCUGACGUCUUCAUACUGAUCUGUAUCGGCACGUACCUGCUUCUGCCCAGACUGGAUUACUCACGGUACUAUAUGGAAAUGGCUGCUACAUCAAACAAUGAAUCUAACAGCCAAAACAGCAGCUCAGUAUCUGUGCCGCCCCUCAAACCCAUCCUAAAGAAGACCUGGGUGCUGGGCCUCUGCGUCUUCUACGUCUUCUUCAUCUCCAUCAUGAUUUUUCCCGCCGUUUCCUCUGGAAUCCAGUCGGUGAAUACAGACCCUAAAAACCCUUGGACUUCCACAUACUUUGUGCCCCUCACUAGUUUUUUACUGUACAACGUAGCAGAUUUCUGUGGGCGUCAGACUACCGCCUGGCUCCAGGUGCCAGGCCCCACCAGCCGCGUGCUGCCAUUGUUGGUCAUCCUGAGAACCGUAUUGGUCCCACUGUUCGUAUGGUGCAACUAUCAGCCGCGGUACCAUCUACACAAUGUAUUAUUUGCAAAUGACAUCUUCCCUGUGAUAUUUGUUUGUUUGCUGGGGCUAUCUAAUGGGUAUCUGGGCACACUUCCUAUGAUCUAUGGGCCUAAAGUUGUGCCACGGGAGCUGGCUGAGCCGGCAGGCGUCGUCAUGUCUUUUUUCCUGACUCUUGGGUUAGCUGUCGGAUCGGCAGUUUCUGUAGGUCUUGUUCACUGUAUCUGAGUGCUGCUUAUGAUGAUAGUCAGCGAGAUAUUUGAAAAGUUGAUACAGAUUUGAUCAUUUACACUACAGCACUCAAGCACAAUCUAUUGCCAAGAUUUUAUAAAUUACCUUUUAAUAAUUUUUUAUCACACAGACAUUAAAUACAGAUCUGAAACAUUAAUGUACAAAGAUUAAAAAGUGU
Paramisgurnus dabryanus is the source of this 1872-nucleotide messenger RNA. RefSeq names its product solute carrier family 29 member 3 (gene slc29a3). Lineage: Eukaryota; Metazoa; Chordata; Actinopteri; Cypriniformes; Cobitidae. Gene Ontology annotation, molecular function: nucleoside transmembrane transporter activity. Gene Ontology annotation, biological process: nucleoside transmembrane transport. The record is from RefSeq and is a predicted model, not a curated record. Gene Ontology annotation, cellular component: plasma membrane; Golgi apparatus.